AUGGCGCGGCGCACGGCACCGCUCUUCUCCCUCUUGCUCUGUGCGGCGUUCGUCACCGCCGCCGCGGCAUCAAUCUUCCCGCCAUUCCCCGUUCGCGACCGCAGCGUUCCAAUCGCGGCGGCGUCUGCCGCUAAGGCAAAGAAAGAGAAGGCAAUAAUGGUAGAAGCAGCAGGUGCACUAGAAUGUGACCACCUGAGAUCAUGGCGAAUGAGAUCAGAGCUAAUGAGCUUCAUGUUUUCGUCGCUGCCAGUGUGUUGGAUUGCUGCGUGUGUUGGAUUGCUGCGUUCCAUCGCCCCCAUCGCCCCCAUCUGA
This is a messenger RNA of Closterium sp. Yama58-4, 312 nucleotides long. Lineage: Eukaryota; Viridiplantae; Streptophyta; Zygnematophyceae; Desmidiales; Closteriaceae. The record is from the annotation of a GenBank genome assembly.